Molecule: messenger RNA, 2387 nt
Organism: Vombatus ursinus (common wombat)
Lineage: Eukaryota; Metazoa; Chordata; Mammalia; Diprotodontia; Vombatidae
Product: zinc finger protein 420-like
Exons: 4
Coding region: 551-2110 (519 amino acids)
Biological process (GO): regulation of transcription by RNA polymerase II; central nervous system development
Cellular component (GO): nucleus
Molecular function (GO): DNA-binding transcription factor activity, RNA polymerase II-specific; RNA polymerase II cis-regulatory region sequence-specific DNA binding
Source: RefSeq, a predicted model, not a curated record
GGCCCCUCUUCCCGUCUCCUUCCCUCAGUGUCUGAAGUGGGGAGAAGGCUCCUGGACCCUUGGGGGAGGGGGGUGCGGGUGAGGCGGGACCGCCUUCACCCCGUCCCAUCCCCCUCCUGCUCCACCCCCUCUUCUUCUCCUCCUCUCCCCCCCACGUUGCCCCGCCCUCGGCGCCUCCCCCCCACAUGGAUGACCUUGGGCUCCCUCUCCCCCACCCCCUGCAUUUCUAGGGUUCAGACCCCCUGGGAAAGGAGUCUCUAGCCUCACCUCUCUAACCCAAGACCCCCCCCCUUCCGGCUCCCCCCAGGUGUCACUGCCACCUCCCCCUCACGUGACUGGGCAUAUCUGGGGGGAGGGGCACAGUCUGGGCUUUUCCGUCUCCUUGGCAUGUCUAGCACCCAGAAUGCAGUGAGGCAUACAGUGGGCGCCUCAUCAAUGCGCGUUGAGUUGACCCGAGUCCUGGACACAGACAGGCUGCCCCCAGUGUCACUGUGGGCAUUUCCCAGGCAGAGGCAGGUCUGGGGGGGAGGGGAAAGGGCCCACCCCUCUCAUGGCUGCCUUUUCCUUUCCAGCUCAGCCUCGUGGGACCCCAGGGGCCUGGGUGCGAGCCAGAGCAGGGAGCAGGAAGGAGCGCAGCAUGGGCCCCGAGUUCCUCCCCAGCAGGCCCCCCCAGGAAUCAGUGACAUUCAAGGAUGUGGCCGUGGACUUCACCUGGGAGGAGUGGGGCUACCUGGACACCUCCCAGAAGGAGCUUUACUGGGAGGUGAUGCUGGAGAACUACAGGAACCUGGUCAGCCUGGGCCUUGCAGAUUCCAAGGUGGAGGUGAUCUCUCAGGUGGAGUCAGGGGAAGCACUUGGGAUUCCAUUAUAUAGUGUCCUAAGAAGCUGCUGGCCAGGUGGUGACACUAGGCCUCAGAUGAAGGAGUCAGCUCCAAAGUUGAGUAUUUCUAUGGAAGCCUUAUCCCAGGAAAGGUCCCUGUGGGAUGACUCAUGCUUCCCUAAGGUAGGAAAAGCCCAGGAGUAUUAUGGCGUUAUAAAGAAAGAACAGAGCAAUGAGGAGAAACAUUCUAGACAAGGAAAAGUCAUCCAAACAGAAACUGCCGAUGCAGUCAGAGGCUCUUUAUACAGUAGAUACAGCCACACUGCUAAUCCAGAGCUAGUCCUUUUUCCACAACAAGAAUUAUCUGUAGUUCUGAAUCUCCGUAAAAGUGAUAACCAGAGAAGGCGCUUCACCAUGGAGUCAGAUCAAAGACGAUAUAAUCAGAUCUAUUCACUGACAUAUUCUGUGGUUAACAAAUGUCACCAAGCUUUUGUUUAUGAUUUAGACUGCAUUAGAAAGCAUGGAAUUCAUGCUGAAGAGCAACUUCAUGGAAGUGGGAAUUCUCUCCUCCCAAAUAGUGAAUUUACUUUAUACCAGAGAACUCAUAUAGGGAAAAAAUGUUCUGAGUUGACCGUCUCUAGAAAGACAUCAUGUCAGAAGGCAGAUCGUACUCAACACGCUGGUAUUGAUAGUCAAAACAAAUCUUACAAAUGCAGUGAAUGUGGAAAGGUCUUCUGGCAGAAGGUAAAUCUUACACAGCACUACAGAAUUCAUACUGGAGAAAGACCUUUCAAAUGCAGUUACUGUGGAAAGGCAUUCCACCAGAAGACAAAUCUUAUGCAACAUUACAGGAUUCAUACUGGAGAAAAACCUUUUAAAUGCAAUGAUUGCGGCAAAGCCUUUCCUCGGAGCACCACGCUGACUCGGCAUCAGAGAAUUCACACUGGAGAGAGACCCUACGAGUGCAGUGAAUGUGGGAAGACUUUUUAUUUAAGCUCCAACCUUACUCAGCACCAGAGUACUCAUACAGGAAUAAAACCUCAUCAAUGCAGUGUUUGUGGGAAGGCUUUCUCUCACAAAUCUAAUCUUACCAGCCACAGUAGUAUUCAUACUGGAGAGAAACCCUAUGAAUGCACGGAAUGUGGAAAGAUCUUUCGCCAGAAGUCAGAUCUUAGACAACACUUCAGCAUUCACACUGGAGAGAAACCAUUUAAAUGCAGUGAUUGUGGGAAAGGCUUUCCCCGCAGCGCAGCACUGGCUCGACAUCAGAGAACUCACACUGGAGAAUGACCCACUGAAUGCAAUGAACGUGGAAAGGCCUGCACCCAGAAUUCCCAUCUUUCAUUAUGGAAGAGAAUAGAUACAAAGAGAACUCUUUAGAAUAUGAUUAAUGCAGGAAGGCUGCCCCCAGAUCAGAGCACUUAUUCAACAUUAUAGCACUCAUGAUGGAGAGAAACCUCAUUAAUUUAAUCGCUGAAGCAGAAUACUCCGGUGGGCUGAACUGGAUUAGAAUGUAAUAGGAAAAUAUUCAAAAAAAUAAAGCUGCAAUAAAACAUAGAUGAUGUUA